AUGAGCGCGACGGAAAGCGGUCGUGCGAUCCUGAUCAAGGGUCCGACGCUCAAUUCCAAGGUCUUUCUGACCUCUUUACCCGAUCGUCUUGACGAUCUCUUGACCAAAGCGCGAGAGCUUUUUCACGUCCCUGCCGAGUGUACGCCGCAGCUCUAUGUGGCAUGCCAAUCCUCGGUAGGCACGGCGAAUAGCGAGCAGCGUGGUGCGAUCCUUCUUCCGGACGCCUUGCCUUUUCUGCGCGACCGCGAGCUGCUGACUCUUCGCUGGGCUCCGACAGACUCCUCGCGGCGCGAGGCGAACGCGCGCGUCCAAUGGGACCCCAAGCUCCCCGCCCAGGAGCCGAUCGGCACGCCCCGUCCCGGCACCAUGCCUAUUUGGCGUGGCCCCCAGGCGCGUGCCGCUCAUGCUGCGCGUGUGCUGGAGCGCGAGCGCAACCAAGCCACGGAAGAGUGGACGGACCAGCUCCGCAAGCCCCUGCGCUCUGAUGCCGCCGUCUUUAACAAAGCGCGUAUGGAGUCGCGUGAACCGAUGUCUCCUCCCCCCAGCUCGCCUACGGCCUCGCCUGAACAAGCCGUCCCCGAGCUGAGUCGUGCCGAGGUACCGCUUUCUCCGACCCCCCACCGUUCGGCGAAUGCUACGCUGAAGCCGCUUGUGUGGAAGAAUCAAGAAGAGCCUCUGACACCCCCCCGUGGCUCUGCGUCUCCUGCACUUAGUGACACCCCUCCCAGUCUUUCUGGCUUUGGCGCGUGGUGUGCGCGUCUGAAUCCCUUUUCGCGCAACACGCCUCAAAAAGAGCCCGAGGCACCUGCACCCGCAGCGCCUGUCCGCGGCCCCACCAAGACCGAGACCCGUUCCUUUUAUGCGCCGAAAGUGCGCGCGAAGCCGAUGCUAGUUCCGGAUGUGGCCCAUGUCCAAGGUCCUGCUGCCUAUGACAUUAUUACCCAAGUCCUUGCUGCGAUCCGUGAGCAUCCCUGUGCGAUGCACUUCCGUGCGCCAAUGUCGGAUGAGCUUCGCAAGUUCAGUGAGCGUCGCGGGCGUGUCACUGAUCUUGCUGCGAUGGGCGCGCGUGCGGCCAAGCGUGACUAUGGCGGUGUGCCCUUGACGCGCUUUGCUGAAGAGCUUGCGCAGUACCUGGACCACCUUGUUCUUUUCUAUGGCGAGCACAGCACGCAGGCUCAUGCUGCUACGGGCCUAGGCAAGUUCGCCGAGACGCUCCUCAAAGAGCUGUCCAAGAAGCCAGUCCGUCGUGACAGCGAUGAUAAGAAGAAAGAGUCGCUCUCUGUUCCGACCAAGCCCAGUCCCAGCAAGCCUGCUGUGGUCCAGCUGGAAGGCAAAGAAGUGUCCAAGCCCCCUUCGAGCAAAGACGCGAGCCGCCGUAUGGAAGUCAAGGCGGACAAUGCGACUCUCCCCGCUGCGGACCGUGAGCCGAAAGCCAAGCCCGCAUCGGCCACCCCGCCCACCUCCCACGUUCCUUUGGCGUCGGGCGAGACUUCCAAGGCGGAUGCUGCGCCGGCGAAGCGUGCUCCCAAGCGCAUUGCCGCGCCCACCGAGCAGCCUGUGGCCAAGCGCACCCGCCGCUCGACGCGCGUUUAG
Molecule: messenger RNA, 1593 nt
Organism: Malassezia japonica
Lineage: Eukaryota; Fungi; Basidiomycota; Malasseziomycetes; Malasseziales; Malasseziaceae
Exons: 2
Coding region: 1-1593 (530 amino acids)
Source: RefSeq, a predicted model, not a curated record